This is a messenger RNA of Stegodyphus dumicola, 1971 nucleotides long. RefSeq lists its product as uncharacterized. Gene Ontology annotation, biological process: spindle assembly; centrosome cycle. Gene Ontology annotation, molecular function: microtubule minus-end binding. Lineage: Eukaryota; Metazoa; Arthropoda; Arachnida; Araneae; Eresidae. The record is from RefSeq and is a predicted model, not a curated record. Gene Ontology annotation, cellular component: HAUS complex.
AGAGGUUAGAAGAGCCACUUGAUGGCGUAUCAGAGCACUGGAACCGUUAUCGUUAAACAUUUCGCGGGAAAAUUCGUGUUUACUAACAGCUAUGCUAUUUUGCUUAUAACAUUUUUAUAUUGUUUCAAAUACAGAACUCAAGGAAUCUGUUAUUUGCUGGAAUACAGACAAAAUUGUUUUAGAAUUGGCAAUUCCAAAAGAAUUAAUGAUGGACAGUUUUAAAAAUCAGAUAUCACAGUUUGAAGAAGGCUCCCAAAAUCAGAAAUUUUUUAUGAAAGUGAUUGAGAAACUGGGACCUAAUCUUAUUUGCAAAUCAUUGCAGAAAGAAAAAAUCUUAACUCAUAGUAUACUCAGUGAAUCUGUUCAGCAUUAUUUCAAGCUUCACAUACUCAUGAAUGCUGUUGAGAAAUCUGUAAGUUAUAUAGACUGGCCAUGUCAAAAAAAUGAAUCCGUAACUGCAAAGACUGCUGAUAUUUCCAGUGAUUCUUUAUAUCUGAAUGCUAUUAAAAGGUAUAUGCCUAAAAAAGAGGAGACAUCACGGUUGAAACCUCUUGGUUUAAGCCAAGAAUGUGCUUCUGCAAUCCUAGAAAACAGAAAAAAAUCUGAGGCAGAAAACUUGAAAUUUUCAGAACUUGUAGAGAGCAAUAUAGAUGAUUUCUGCAUGAAAGUUACAAAAUUUGUUGGACAAUCUGUAUCUUCAUGUGAUUGGAAAAAUAAUUUCAACAGCACAAUUGAAUAUCUUAAUUCAAUUGCUACAGAUUUGAAUACUGACAUCAUCAAAUCAUAUUCAACUCAGAAUAAGGAGAUGCUUUUUCUGUAUUACAAGGUGCUGUCAGAAGGUUUAUCUCUGUUAAAUGAAUUAUUUCAUUUAUACGAAGAGAAAAUUAAUUUUAAGUCUGAUGUUUCACAUUCCCUGUUAGUACAAUGUCAGGCUCUUCUGCUUAAAAUUAGAACAUUUGAAUUAGAAAUUUUGACUGCUACAUACAAUCAUGAAACUAUGCCAGCUCUGAGAAAGAUCAGAGGGGAUUUAUAUCUAAAAGAGAAAAAGUUAGAAGAAGAACGGGUGGACAAAACAUCUAUUUUGGAAGCAUAUGAAGCUCUUGGUGAAACAUAUGAAGCUCUUGUCAAAAAAUAUACUGAAUUAUCAGUCGAUAUAAAGAAUCAGAAAUGGGCCAUUGAGACUCUCAGACAAGGACAAGCUACUGCUGAAUCUCAGGAAAGUCUAAUAAUUAACCCCACAUCUCCCUAAAGAUAUAUUAUUUUGACAGAUAGUACAAAACAGUUUUUGAUAAAACUUUCGGUUUAAUUUAUGUCUUGCAUAUUAAGAGCAACAUAGAUAGCAUGCACAAAAUACAAUGAAAAGUGGAAUAUCUAUUGAGUUUUCCCCCACUUAAAAAUUCUUCAUUUUAUCCUAAUGUAAAUUCAUUAUUAUUUCAGGAACAUUUGUUAUUCAGUGUUUAAUAAUAGCUGCUUUGAGUAAUUUUUAACAUACUUCGUUCACUUUAGAAAAUGUGCAAAUUUUUAUAUUUAAUGAAGGUAACUGAUCCCCCCCUUUAAUUUUGUUACAAUAUAUUGCAUUCUUUUAUUACUAUAGUAAUUUUUAUGUGUUUUUUUUAAAUAAAUAAACGUAUAGGAUUAAAAAGGUAUUGUUUACUAGCAAUGUAUGUUUUGGGAAGAUAUUUCUUUUUAUUUUGUUCUGAAAAAUGAAAGUAAACUGUAACCUUAUAUUAAAUAAGUUGGUGAAUCUUCGGAUUAUGGUAACUUGGCGAUUUUUUGGCGAAACUUUGGUGACCAACCCUGCUACAGCAACCUGCUAGUUUUUUUUUUUUUGGACGCCAUUUUGUUUUCACGAAGUAAAGGCAUGUUUUUCUUUUACUCACAUUUUUUCAACACCUGCUAGCCGAAUUACACUUAUGCUAGAACUUUUUGGAACAAAAGUGCUUAUCCUGACGAAGAUUCGGUGCGAAAUUG